AUGCGGAUUGCAAGGGCGGGUCCAAGCGCACCUCUUGCGGGCACCGGAAUGCAAAUCCGGCGCGUUUCGCCUGGCAGGUCGUUUCAGCGGCGGGCGAUGUCGAAUCUGGGUGCGUCGGUGGGGAGGAAGUCCGCAUGCAGCAGCGUUGCUGGGCCCGUCCAGUGUACCACGUCUGAUCCACCGCACGCCGGGCACCCAGCUGAUUGCCUUGCACAAUGUCCACCUGAGCAACGGCCACCUCGUGCAUUCUGGUGUCGACCGCCUGAUAGGCCGGGGGGCCAGCACCCCGUCGUGCGUUGGAUCUUCAAUCAAUGA
Molecule: messenger RNA, 315 nt
Organism: Ostreobium quekettii
Lineage: Eukaryota; Viridiplantae; Chlorophyta; Ulvophyceae; Bryopsidales; Ostreobiaceae
Source: the annotation of a GenBank genome assembly